This is a messenger RNA of Sphaerulina musiva SO2202, 2923 nucleotides long. Its product is annotated as serine/threonine protein phosphatase 2A. Gene Ontology annotation, biological process: signal transduction. The record is from RefSeq and is a predicted model, not a curated record. Gene Ontology annotation, molecular function: protein phosphatase regulator activity. Bases 406 to 2418 code for a protein of 670 amino acids. Lineage: Eukaryota; Fungi; Ascomycota; Dothideomycetes; Mycosphaerellales; Mycosphaerellaceae. The transcript has 5 exons. Gene Ontology annotation, cellular component: protein phosphatase type 2A complex.
CGCACCCAUUGCACCUCAUCGUCGCUGUCGUCGUCGUCCACGCCGUUGUAGCACGCCCACGCCUCGUCUCCUGCCUGCAUCCCCGUCCAGCCGUCCCUAACUCUGCUCGCUUGGCGUCACUCUGGCCAAGCCCAGCACAUCGUCCACGGCGCCAGCAACCACAACAACAUCACCACCCACCCCCCUCUCACUGCCGUCCCUCCCUAGUCGGCCGCCCUGCGCCAAACUACACCCUCGAGUCACGCGAGCUGCGCGUCCAUCGUCGUCUGGCGAGCAAGAGCAAGCACGUUGCAGGAGUCCUAGCAAAGCACACGCGCAGCGCAGAGCGGCGCAGGGUCGGGCCUGUUCCCUUGCCUCGAGAGCACACUGGCGAGCUGGUAAACGCCGUCCCAUUGGGCGUGACAGAUGAUGAAGGGCUUUCGGCAGCGUGUGCUCUCGCGAGCGAAGGACCGAGAGAGUAACAAGCUCGCGAAGAAAGGCACCAAGGACAACAACGCCUCCGGCACCCAGUCUCCCGCUGGAGGUCCCUCGAACAGUCAAUCCCCCGCUGGCUCUGCUCAAGCUACGCCGACCUCAUCCACCAGCAACCUCGUCGACGGACGGAACAAGGCCCAGACCGAUGCACCCACGCAAUCCCACCCUGGCGCGCCCAUGCCUGGUCAGCCUCCGCUGAACAUGGGCGCGAAUCAGGGACAGUUCGCACAGCACGGCAAUGCCAGUGGAAACCCUUCUACCAGUGGAUCUCAUCAACAGGGUGGUCAAUCAACUCCAGGACGACUUGGUCCACUUGCUCCUAGUGUGGUAAUUUCUCCAAGCGCCCCACACAUUCCCCCACCGGGCGCCGCUGAAACCAUGCCACACGAUCUCGCGCCGCCAAAGGCUGGACAGAAGAGCUUGCUUUUCGAUCGACUGCAGGCCACUCCCAAAGACACAGUUCCAGAAGGAAUUAGGACGCCGAAACGCCAACAUUCAUCACGGUUCGACAUCUCUGAUCAAAGGCAACGCGAAUUGGAAAAGCUUCCAGGCUUCCAUGAAGUUCCACCGAAUCGCAGGCAAGAGCUAUUCAUGCAGAAGCUAGAUCAAUGUAACAUUAUAUUUGACUUCAAUGAUGCAUCGGGCGACAUGAAGAGCAAGGAAAUCAAACGGCUGGCGUUGCACGAGCUCUUGGAUUACGUUGCGCAGAACCGACAGGUCAUAUCGGAGCCCAUGUACCCCCGGGUUGUGGAGAUGUUUGCGAAGAACCUGUUUAGACCAAUACCGCCGCCAAUGAACCCUCAAGGUGAAGCCUUUGACCCCGAGGAGGACGAGCCAGUGCUCGAAGUUGCCUGGCCACAUAUACAGGUUGUCUACGAGUUCUUCCUGCGCUUCAUAGAGAGCCAAGAUUUCAACACGAACUAUGCGAAGCAGUAUAUCGAUCACAGCUUUGUAUUGCAGUUGCUCGAACUGUUCGACUCAGAGGACCCUCGCGAACGAGACUUUUUGAAGACCACGCUACACAGGAUAUACGGAAAGUUUCUCAACUUGCGAUCUUUCAUCAGACGCAGCAUCAACAACGUUUUCUUCCAGUUCAUCUACGAGACCGAGCGAUUCAAUGGAAUCGCCGAGCUACUGGAAAUCCUUGGCUCGAUCAUCAACGGCUUCGCACUGCCACUGAAGGAGGAGCACAAGCUGUUCUUGACUAGGGUUCUGAUCCCCCUUCACAAAGUCAAGAGCUUGAGCAUGUACCACCCACAGCUUGCCUAUUGUAUUGUGCAGUUUCUGGAGAAAGAUGCUGCGCUGACUGAAGAGGUUGUCUUGGGGCUGCUUCGCUACUGGCCAAAGGUGAACAGCACAAAGGAAGUCAUGUUCUUGAACGAAGUGGAGGACAUCUUCGAAGUGAUGGACCCUGCUGAAUUUGCCAAGGUGCAAGAGCCUCUUUUUAAUCAACUCGCAAAGAGUGUGGCGAGCCCUCACUUCCAGGUCGCUGAACGAGCACUCUACUUCUGGAACAACGAAUACUUCUGCAACCUGGUUAGUGACAAUGUUGAUGUCAUUCUUCCAAUAAUGUUUGCACCCUUAUACGAGAACUCCAAAGGACAUUGGAAUCGCACAAUUCACGGCAUGGUAUACAAUGCCAUGAAGCUAUUCAUGGAAGUGAACCCCCAACUGUUCGAUGAAUGCUCGCACGAAUACACGGAACAACAGAACAACGCGGAGGCAGUGAAGGCGAAUCGACAAGCGAAGUGGGAUCGAUUGACGCAACUCGCGCAAUCCAUGAAACAGAAUGAACACGCCCCAGCGGUACGACCUCCCCAAGCCAAUGGCGAGCAGCCGAAGAGCUCUACGCGUGCCGAAGAGGGAGAAACAAUCUCGAUGGAGCGGUUGCGCUUACAGGACGACGGGAGAGCUGAGAGACAUACCAAUUCGGUACGUGGAUGAGAAGCUCGAGCGUGUAUGCCCGCCAUUGCCUCAUCCCCAGCAUGUAUACUUUCCAACUUCGCCGCCCUCUUGUUUGUGUAAUUGCGACAGCCCUCUACACCCUCCACAUUCUGCAUAGCGCAUGGCGUCCUACCAUUGUUCACCGUCAUGAAGUCAUGGCAGUUGUUCUGACUGGGAUCGAUGUGUGUUUCUAGAAGCGAGGUUUUCACGGCAGCAAAAGUCGUUCGACCACUUCUUCGGGACCCUCCGCUGCCAAUACCACAGGGCGCGGAAGAUCGAGAAGUAACAGUACAAAGAGUAGUGCUGCAACAUGAGAGCACUUGCAUGGAAAAUAGCCACAGGCGGGUGGCAGCAACAAGGUCUUUUUUGGGGUUCAGAGGAAGCAGAAGUGUUCUACCUUCAAGGCGUAAAUGGGUCUGCAAAGAAGCCUCAGCAUGGCAUUUGAAAACCUAGACGGAUAGGGCUUUCACGCGAUGUAUCCUAUCAUUGUCAAACUAACAUCACU